CCUCCCCACGUGAUGUUCCUACGUCACAGCCAGCUCUUCCGUCGUGUGCCCCUGUUGUGUUUGUCCUGUCUGCCCAGGAGGCUCUCGGGAUCCCGGAGGACCCAGUGGGAGAGGAGCCCAUGUAAAGGCAACGAUGGCCCGCAAUGAGGAGAAACAACUGGGGAAAUUGAACCGCCUGUGGCUGCAGAAAGAGAAGGAGGAGGGUCGUCUAAGAGAGAUCCAUCAAAAUCGACCCAAACUGUCUUCGCUGAAUUCUGCCAUUGAUGUGAAAAAAUGGAUUCCAAGUAUCAAGUCUGAAAUUGAGUAUUACCUGCAGCAAUCACAACUGUCCCAUUACUCGGAACGAAAAAUCAAGGAAUUCCAGAACCACAUUGAAGAGCUUCAGAAGGAGUAUCGGUGUUACUUGUGGAAACUACGUCAUUUAGAUCCUUCCCAUAAGGAGCAUCCUUGGAAACCCCGUGCUUACACCCGCAAAAGAACACCCAGCAUCAACCAACAAGCUACUUUGCACAGUUUGAAACGACCAUGCAUGCCUCAAUCAAAUGAAGCAGAAGUUAUGACUCGUAAAUAUGACAUUGAGGAAUCUGAUGAAGUAAGUGAAAAGAGCCACCUUGGCCCACGUACUCCAGAUGGCAUUAUCUAUGACUGUUCUGCAGUUAACCCUGAUUUUCAGGAUCAACCACUAACUUUUAACUCCGAUCGGUUUCCACCAAGAUUUUCCAUGCACUUAACUCCAAAAAGCACAUUGGGAGAGCCCUCACACCACAUGACUGAAAUUCUUCUGUCUCGGCUACCAAAUUUACAAGCCACCUCUUCCUGUGGUACCACAGCAGAGUUGAACAGAGAGGAAGAACAAAUACAGACCAGAAAGGUCAGGGAUAAUUCCCUGGAGUCAAUUUCACAGACAAAAACCUCUGGGAUUCUGGGGUUAUCUUGCUAUUCUUCAGAUGAAGAGUUAUAAGUGAUAAAUAGAUGCUAGUUCAUGUUUGUGGCUUUAAAUGUUUAAUAUUUUGUAUUAAGUACUUUUGUUGCUAGAUGUAUAUAAAUAGUUUUUGUGAUAUUUAUCUGCAUUGUGAAUGGAGGUAUUGUAAAUAACUGAAUUACACAUUCUGUAAGUUAAUAUUGAUUCAGUAUGAAUUUACAUCAUAACAAAUAAAUAUUUAUAAAUAAUGCAUCAUUUUAAGACAUUGGCAGCUAAUGCUAGGAUAAAGUACGGUUUUAGAUGUUUUCACUGUUUUUCAACUGAACUGGUGGCAGCCAAUGCUGAAAUAACAUCACUUAACCUAUGACAUUGACAUCGUUAUAUUUGGAUCUUGCUUGUAGUGCAGACCCGAGCUGUAACACCGAGAAUUAAAAAAAAAUGAUGCU
This is a messenger RNA of Pristis pectinata (smalltooth sawfish), 1368 nucleotides long. RefSeq lists its product as uncharacterized. The transcript has 5 exons. The coding region runs from base 134 to 961 and encodes 275 amino acids. NCBI's taxonomy places the organism in Eukaryota, Metazoa, Chordata, Chondrichthyes, Rhinopristiformes, Pristidae. Gene Ontology annotation, biological process: generation of catalytic spliceosome for second transesterification step. The record is from RefSeq and is a predicted model, not a curated record.